AUGUGUGACAUGGGGGGACUCGAUAACUUGGUGGCCAACACGGCCUACCUAAAAGCCCAAGGGGGCGAUGACAAGGAAAUGAAGAAACGUCGCCGAAGUCUCUCUUUACCCAAGCCAGAGCAAUGUGCCGCACUCCGCUCGAGUCUGGACAAGGACUUUGAUUCCCUCUGCGAUAAGCAGCCUAUUGGAAAGAAGUUGUUUCGCCAGUAUCUGGAUCAAGCAGCGCCAGAAUUCAAGAUCGCUGCAGAAUUUAUGGAUGAUCUAAACGACUGGGAACUGUCAGAGGCCGCCGCCAAAGACAAGGCCCGUACGAACAUCAUCAAUAAGUUCUGCAAAGAUGGCUCCAAGAGUUCCCUCACUUUCCUGACUGGAGAUGUAGCGACCAAGUGCAAAGCGGUUACUGACAAAGAUUUCGAGGAGGUGAUGGGACAGGUGAAGGAGGCCACCAAAGAGUUCCUAAAAGGCAAGCCGUUUACAGAUUACCAGACAAGCGAAUUAUUUGACAAGUUUUUGCAGUGGAAAGAGUACGAGAAACAGCCAAUCAGUGAUAAGUACUUUUAUGAAUUCAGGACACUUGGAAAGGGCGGAUUUGGAGAGGUGUGCGCAGUGCAGGUUAAGAACACCGGCCAGAUGUAUGCCUGCAAGAAGCUCUGCAAGAAGCGCCUCAAAAAGAAACAUGGCGAGAAAAUGGCCCUGCUAGAAAAGAAGAUCUUGGAGAAAGUCAACAGCCUGUUCAUUGUCAGCCUGGCCUAUGCUUACGACACCAAGACCCAUCUCUGUCUGGUCAUGAGCUUGAUGAAUGGAGGUGACCUCAAGUAUCAUAUCUAUAACAUUGGUGAGAAGGGUAUCGAGAUGGAGCGGAUCAUUUAUUAUACAGCUCAGAUUUCAACCGGGAUCCUCCACCUGCAUGCCAUGGACAUUGUGUACCGUGACAUGAAGCCAGAAAACGUGCUCUUAGAUAGCCAAGGCCAGUGCCGACUUUCAGAUCUCGGUCUCGCUGUGGAGAUCGCUGUUGGAAAGACAAUCACCCAGAAGGCUGGAACGGGUGCAUAUAUGGCCCCAGAAAUCCUCACCGAAACCCCAUACAGGACAUCAGUGGAUUGGUGGGCCCUUGGCUGCAGUAUCUAUGAAAUGGUAGCUGGAUACACCCCAUUCAAAGGUCCUGAAGCCAAAAAGGAGAAGGUGGAGAAGGAAGAGGUACAGAGGCGUAUCAUUAACGAGGAACCUAAGUUUGAGCACAAGAAUUUUGACGCCCCCACCAUAGACAUCAUCAAGCAGUUCCUCAAGAAGAAGAUUGAUGAACGUCUUGGCUGCAAGAAUGAUGAUCCCAGGAAGCACGAGUGGUUCAAGUCCAUCAACUUUGCUCGUUUGGAGGCCGGCCUUAUCGAUCCACCCUGGGUGCCCAAACCCAAUGUUGUCUAUGCAAAGGAUACAGGUGACAUUGCUGAGUUCUCUGAAAUCAAGGGUAUUGAGUUUGACGCAAAGGAUGAAAAGUUCUUCAAGGAGUUUAGCACAGGUGCUGUGUGCUUUGCCUGGCAAAAGGAGAUGAUUGACACUGGACUCUUUGACGAGCUCAGCGACCCCAACCGGAAAGAAUCAUCCGGUGGUUUAGAUGAUGAUAAGAAAUCAGGCACUUGCACGCUUCUGUGA
Molecule: messenger RNA, 1650 nt
Organism: Puntigrus tetrazona (Sumatra barb)
Lineage: Eukaryota; Metazoa; Chordata; Actinopteri; Cypriniformes; Cyprinidae
Gene: grk7a
Product: G protein-coupled receptor kinase 7a
Exons: 4
Coding region: 1-1650 (549 amino acids)
Biological process (GO): protein phosphorylation; signal transduction; regulation of signal transduction
Cellular component (GO): cytoplasm
Molecular function (GO): rhodopsin kinase activity; ATP binding
Source: RefSeq, a predicted model, not a curated record